UCAGGUAUGCCAGUAAUUUUCUAUAGUUGACUGUAUUUGGUUUAAAGAAAGUUUGGUCGCAACAGAAGAUAAAAAAAUGGCUGAAUUGGAAACAGCUGCAGAUCGAAAUGUCGAGAUUUGGAAAAUAAAGAAACUUAUUAAGAGUUUGGAAGCCGCAAGGGGGAAUGGUACAAGCAUGAUAUCUCUAAUCAUUCCACCAAAAGACCAAAUAUCCCGAGUGGCCAAGAUGCUAGCAGAUGAAUACGGAACAGCAUCGAAUAUUAAAAGCAGAGUUAACCGACUCUCAGUGCUUGGAGCCAUUACUUCUGUACAACAAAGAUUAAAGCUUUAUAAUAAAGUACCCGGGAAUGGACUCGUUGUUUACUGUGGAACCAUAGUAACCGAUGAAGGAAAGGAGAAGAAAGUCAACAUUGAUUUUGAGCCCUUCAAACCUAUUAACACUUCAUUGUAUUUAUGUGACAACAAAUUCCACACAGAGGCCUUAACAGCUUUACUAUCUGACGACAAUAAGUUUGGGUUCAUCGUGAUGGAUGGGAACGGAGCUUUGUUUGGUACGUUGCAAGGAAACACGAGGGACGUUCUCCACAAGUUCACAGUUGAUUUACCCAAGAAACACGGCAGGGGAGGGCAAUCUGCUUUACGUUUUGCUCGGUUACGAAUGGAAAAGCGGCACAACUAUGUGAGGAAAGUCGCUGAAACAUCCGUUACUUUAUUCAUCACGAACGAUCGACCCAACGUCACAGGUCUCAUCCUUGCUGGGUCGGCAGAUUUUAAAACCGAACUCAGUCAAUCUGAUAUGUUUGACCAGAGACUGCAGGCGAAGAUAAUAAAGCUGGUAGACGUGUCGUACGGGGGGGAGAACGGUUUCAAUCAAGCGAUCGAACUUUCCACCGAAGUUUUAUCAAAUGUUAAAUUUAUUCAAGAGAAAAAACUAAUAGGUCGUUAUUUUGACGAGAUAUCUCAAGAUACAGGAAAGUUUUGCUUUGGAGUUGACGAUACAUUGAAAGCAUUGGAAAUGGGGGCGGUGGAAACACUAAUAGUAUGGGAGAACCUGGAUACGAUGAGAUAUGUGCUUAAGAACCAUAGCACAGAUGAAGAGAAGAUUCUGUUUUUGAGACCAGACCAAGAAAAAGAUAAAACCCAUUUCACUGAUAAAGACACCCAGGUAGAAAUGGAGAUGACUGAGAGUUGCCCUCUACUUGAGUGGUUUGCCAAUAAUUACAAGAAGUUUGGGGCGACGUUGGAGAUUGUAACGGAUCGCUCCCAGGAAGGCUCGCAGUUUGUUAAAGGUUUCGGGGGAAUUGGAGGUAUGCUUCGUUAUCGAAUUGAUUUUCAAAGUUUAGAAUUCAACGAAGAUGACGAUUAUUUCAACGAUUACUGAAAAGUUUUUCUCGCAGUAAGAUUUCCUUACCCCAGAUUGGGGCAGUGUACAGUCAGUUGUUUUAGGUGAAUUAUUUGGGGGACACAUCAGAUUGUUGCGUGUUUGAUAAUUUAUGAAGUAACAACAUGGUGUCAAGCUGCUAUGCACAUAAAGAAUCCCAAAUUACCUUACCAUUAUACAACGAUAUGUUUAGCAACUUCAAAAUUGUUUCAACUUUGAAUAUAAAGCAGCAGACACAGA
Ciona intestinalis (vase tunicate) is the source of this 1621-nucleotide messenger RNA. NCBI's taxonomy places the organism in Eukaryota, Metazoa, Chordata, Ascidiacea, Phlebobranchia, Cionidae. The record is from RefSeq and is a predicted model, not a curated record.